AUGCGCAAUAUGGUUGCCCGGCCUCUCACACCAGAAGCCGACGAUUUCAAAUUCAUAUCAGUUAAAGGCCCUUACAGCAAACAGGGCCGGGGUGUGAGUCGCUUGGCUAAAUCACAUGCGACCAAGCGAGGCCUAAAGGCGAAACGGCUGCUCGAACAAAAAGCAAACCACAAUUUUCGGGUAGCAGUUCUAGGGGAGGAGAGCAAUGCGCUAGUUAAUGAGUCCCGUCUUAUAAAUCCACCAGUAUUACACCGGUCUUUAUCUGCGGGCAAGAUCGAUCCAUUUGGCGUGCUUCCCGUGGAUACCUCGCGGCUACAGAUACUACUAGGUGACAGCAGAGCCAGGAUAGCCUCCGAGCCUGUCUUCAGUACUACCGAGGAGCUCGCAUUCCAAAAUUUCUACGCCGUAUUUCGUACAGGCUUAACUGACCCUGCACUUUCAAAUGCCGUCAUGUUUUCUCUAUUAUCUGCAGUGACAGAGGGAAAUUUAGACAUCGAAUGCCUAAAGUACAAGGGCUGUGCUAUCGGAUGUAUUAGAGAUAAGAUUGCCUGUAUCAAAGGGGCCGUGUCAGAGUCUACAAUCGGAGCUAUUCUUCUAUUGGCGGGUGUAGAGGCUCAGUUGGGAAUGACCUCUCAGGUCGUACUUCACAUGUCAGCUGUAAGACAGCUACUCGACAUCUCUCGCAGCGAUGGUAUUUACCUCACGGGUGGCAUCAAGCGUGCAAUAUUCUGGCAAGACUUGAAUGCAUCAAUUCUGUCAGGCUCUGACCGAAUAGUCAAUCACAAUACCUUCUCAGAGCUACGGUGGCAACGAGACUCAUUCACACCAAGUUUCUACCGACUUUCACCGGGAUUUGACGUAAUAUCCCACUUGCUCAGUGAGGAUUUCGUCGAAAUACUGGAAGAUCUUCAUGCAUUGCAAUGCAUACGAAACUAUUCAAGCUAUGAAAAGGGCGAUCCGUUUCUGAUGGCCUACAUAAACAACCAUACCGCCUCUAUUCAAUCGAGGCUUGCGAAUUUUUUGGCAACUCCUUCCCCCAUACUAAAAUGCUGCUCUACUGCAGCGUAUAUAUGUUCUAUCAUGCUGUGUUGCCAUCCUUGGUGCGCUCUGGUAAUUCCGUCAUUUUUAUCCUCCCAACUUCUUGACCAAUUACAAAAGGUCGAAAAAGAUUUUAUGGGUGACGAAUACUCCCACUUGCUGCUUUGGCUGCUGUAUGUCGGCGGCACAUUUGCUUCACCCGGACCAGUUCGAUCAACCUAUGUUAAACUUCUUCGAUCGAAUAUAAUUACGAGGUUCCGCGGUAUCGAUAAUUCUUAUUCGAAGAUAUUUGAGAUUAUGAGAAAGUUUAUUUGGUCGGAUUUCGCUUUCUUCUCCAAAGCAUCGUUGCUGUGGGAAGAGAUAGUCGUAUAA
Molecule: messenger RNA, 1410 nt
Organism: Trichoderma harzianum CBS 226.95
Lineage: Eukaryota; Fungi; Ascomycota; Sordariomycetes; Hypocreales; Hypocreaceae
Exons: 6
Coding region: 1-1410 (469 amino acids)
Source: RefSeq, a predicted model, not a curated record